UCAAAUUAAGACAAUCAAAACGCACGCGCAGCCGUUUCGUCCUUCUACUUCCCAAACAAGUUGGACUCGCUCUCAACUCAACCGCUCGGAAAACCCUGCAGGACUUUCUCGUCUCCCGACACAAUCAUUUGUUUUUUUCUUCAUUGAAGGGUUAAAUUAAACGAAUUUCAAUUGCCAAAGCCGUUUCUAUUAUUAUGGGGACUGAAACUGCGUCAAGAGAUAACUCUCUCAUUCUCAUCAAGCAAGGAGCUGAAGCUAGGGUUUUCGAGUCUUCUUUUGUGGGAAAACGGUCUGUUAUCAAGGAACGCUUCUCAAAGAAGUACAGGCAUCCAACUUUGGAUUCCAAAUUGACACUCAAGCGCUUGAAUGCGGAGGCGAGGUGCACAACCAAGGCAAGGCGACUUGGGGUUUGUACACCCGUGUUGUAUGCUGUUGAUCCUGUUUUGCACACUUUAACAUUUGAAUUUGUUGAGGGACCUUCAGUCAAAGAUGUAUUGCUUGAAUUUGGAUCAUGUGGUAUCAAUGAAGAGCGGAUGGGCAAGAUUGCAUCCCAAAUUGGUGAUGUAAUUGCAAAGUUACAUGAUGGUGGUCUUGUUCAUGGUGAUUUAACAACAUCAAACAUGUUACUAAAGAGUGAUACUGAUCAAUUGGUUCUUAUUGACUUUGGUUUGAGCUUCACUUCUACUCUACCAGAAGAUAAAGCUGUUGAUCUGUAUGUCCUGGAAAGAGCCCUUAUUUCAAUGCAUUCUUCAUGUGGUAAUGUGAUCGAUAAGAUACUUGCUGCUUACCGCAAGUCAUCGAAGCAGUGGUCAUCCACAUUGAACAAGCUGGCAGACGUGCGACAAAGAGGACGAAAGAGGACCAUGGUUGGAUGAUUAUUUCCCAAGUUUCAUUUUCUCAUUGAGGUAAAAAAGAGGGUGACUACAAAUCAAUGUUAUAAACAUAAUUUAUAUGUACCUCUUAUAUGCACAUCUCUUACUGUUUAGAAAAUGCAACAUUUGAACUUCGAUUGAAGCUUUUCUGUGUGCUUAUUUUGACAUUUACACGUCCAUGGUUUAAAGGCUGUGCUUGUUACUAUAUUGGUGGUUAUUGGUUAAAUCGUCAAUAAUCAACAAUGAUAUGUAAAAACAAAAGUGCAUUCAUCAGUGGAAUGCACCAGGAUUCACCAAGUUUUAUUGA
Cicer arietinum (chickpea) is the source of this 1179-nucleotide messenger RNA. RefSeq lists its product as uncharacterized. Gene Ontology annotation, biological process: protein phosphorylation. Gene Ontology annotation, molecular function: ATP binding; protein serine/threonine kinase activity. Gene Ontology annotation, cellular component: cytosol; nucleus; EKC/KEOPS complex. Lineage: Eukaryota; Viridiplantae; Streptophyta; Magnoliopsida; Fabales; Fabaceae. The record is from RefSeq and is a predicted model, not a curated record.